This is a messenger RNA of Symbiodinium natans, 1569 nucleotides long. The record is from the annotation of a GenBank genome assembly. Lineage: Eukaryota; Dinophyceae; Suessiales; Symbiodiniaceae.
AUGGAACAGCAGCUUCAACAGCGGCUUCUGUUUCCGAGCCCGGAGCUUGACAGCGAGGUUGAGCCAGGGCCGACGGAGUACCUUCCUGUCCGUCCAAAGAAAAGACGGCUGGAUGGAGACGUGGCACCUCAUUCUGGGAAGCAUCAUAUGGUGGCCUUGCAGGCACAAUGCUCACCGCGUCAGUGGACAGCGUGUUCUCCACGAUGGAAGCAGCGGAGGAAUGAGGUGGAGCCGCCAGAGAAAGCGUGCAGCCGCGAGUUUGGAGCAGCUGGAACAGUAAACUCGGUAGGUGUCAAGGAUUUCUAUGACUUCAUGCGGCGGCGCGAGGGGUUGCGCCGUCGACGGGAGGUGCUACGGCUACCGCCCGAGCAUUGGACCAACGAUCACAUCAUGGCGCGAAUUCGGCUGACAAAUGUCAAGAGGGAGGAUGAUCGCACGACGCGCGUCAUGCGAAAGCUUUGCAACGCCUACGUUGACCAACACCCGGAGCUCAAAGAAUUGCGGAAGAUCCCACCGCAUUCCUGGGAUUUCAAUCUUCGCCUGUCGGCACGGUGUUUGGUCUUCAACUUUGCACUUUGGCGGGCCUUCGGCACAGACGCCUUUGCCGAGUCCAUCGGAUUCUUGACCCACAAGACGUGGAGCAAUGUCGAGCAGGAUGCUGUGGUCGAGGCCGCCAAGAGAAGGUGGAGCAUGGGCCUGUUCAACUACACCGAUGCAUAUGACCCCAGCCGCAGCCACCGCGCGGAGGAGCUCCAAGCGCGCACCCACGAGGGGCUCACGGCGGUCCAUCGCGUGUACAGCAGGACAUGCGCAAGCCUUGCAGGGCUUUGGCGGGCCUGUGAUGACAUCGCCGAACGGGCCGUCACCUCCAGCUCCUGGAGAAACGUGACACGGUGCGUCAUGAAAGUCCCCGGUUACGGUGGGACUGGCUUCCUAGCAAAGGAGUUGGUGCAGGACCUGCUUCACACGCCCCUCUUUGAGACUUGGAACUCCCAGCAGUCAAAGUGGGUGUGUGGCUGCACGGACCUCAACAGCUGGUGCGCGGUAGGUCCUGGUGCGCGUCGGGGUCUGAAUCGCUUGCAUGGCCGGCGAGUAAACUGGAAUGCUUACUGCGACGACGCUGAGAUUGCACAGCAGUUCUUUGUCGAGCUCUGUGCCGUCUUCCGUGAGCGGGACAAAUACUGGCACGGCAACUUGGAAGGGAGCCCCGUCUUUGAGCUCGAGCUGCAUGAUGUGCAGUUCCAGCUCUGUGAACUGGACAAGUACGAGCGAGAGAGGAAGCAACCAGGGCACGUGCGGGCGUACCAGCCGCCGAAGACCUGGGACAGCCAGACGGACGCCUCCGAGGCAGCGCGCGCGCCCCUGGAGGCAUGCAGGGCGCAAAGAGCGCCUGCUCCGCCGAAGCCCUCCGAGGCAAGGAGUUUGACCAGGGGGCGGCAGAAUGAAGUGGUGGAGGACCUGGAAGAAGAGAAGCAUGAGAAGCGCUUAAGUACUGCCCUCGACAUCUUCUUCGCUGAAGUCGACCGCAAUGUUGCCCAGCAAGCAGACGAAUUGGAGGAGAUCCCCUAA